UUUCCACAUCCCCAUGUCCCUUAGAACAUGGAGGAAAUUAUGGUAGUCUUCCCUACUUAAAUUCCCAUUCUCUCUCUCUCUUCCUCAUCUCAUCUCAUCUCAUCUCGAACACCAUAAAAGCUCUCGUUGAACAACAGACACUUUCUAGUUCUUGAAGCAACAACUCCAUCAAUCCCAAGUUAGAAACCAAAGCAACAUGCCAACAUAAAGUAAAUAACCAAGACUCGCUCUGUCAUCAUUGCGCUUGAAUCCAACCAAAACAAAACCACUCGUGGCUUCCAUUAUCGGAAGAUUCUCAUUCUCCUCCCUAUAAGACCUUAUCUACACAGCUUGCUAGAAUAGAUAUGGAAAUUGAAUCGGUCAAGUGUGAGUGCUGUGGCCUCAAAGAGGAUUGCACCCAAGAAUAUAUCCGCGAUGUGAAGGCUAAGUUUGACAGCAAAUGGUUAUGUGGUUUGUGCUCAGAAGCAGUGAGAGAUGAAGUUAACAGAGCGAAAAGGCCUUUUGCUAUGGAGGAAGCUGUGAAGGCUCACAUGUCAUUCUGUGGGAAGAUCAAAUCGAAUCCCGCAGUAAGAGUCGCUGAUGGCAUGAGGCAGAUGCUAAGGAGAAGGUCAACUGACUUGUCUUCAUCGUCAAGCAAGUACAGUGGCAGGUCAAACACCACUUCUCAAGUCACUGAUUCCUCCACGUUCCCAUUGCACCCAUGAAAACAGAGGAGGCUGGAAGUUGGGAACAGGGAAAACCAUAUAACUCUGUUUUCUUUUCGUUCAAAUAAAAGUUUAUACUUAGCUUUUUGUGGCUAAGCUUCUCAUUUUGUCU
This is a messenger RNA of Glycine soja, 816 nucleotides long. RefSeq lists its product as uncharacterized. The transcript has a single exon. The coding region runs from base 345 to 704 and encodes 119 amino acids. The record is from RefSeq and is a predicted model, not a curated record. NCBI's taxonomy places the organism in Eukaryota, Viridiplantae, Streptophyta, Magnoliopsida, Fabales, Fabaceae.